Drosophila subpulchrella is the source of this 488-nucleotide messenger RNA. RefSeq lists its product as uncharacterized. The transcript has a single exon. Bases 201 to 488 code for a protein of 95 amino acids. NCBI's taxonomy places the organism in Eukaryota, Metazoa, Arthropoda, Insecta, Diptera, Drosophilidae. The record is from RefSeq and is a predicted model, not a curated record.
GGAGAACGAAAUGUGACUGUUGAGUAAACCUCAGAGCCAACCCACUUUAUAGCGCAAGUCAAAAAUGCUGAUCGCAAUCCCGGAGUAGAACGACAGCAAGCAGAAAAAAUGUAAAUGGAACCACCACAGCCUGAAAACUGCUGACAGCCCCCAACCAGAGGGCAACUUUGGAGCAUAGUAAUGACCAGCUCUUUUUUAAAAUGGAUCAUACAAUGACGCUUUGGUUUCUGGUCUUGGUGAUCUUAAGUCCCACAUGGCUAGUCUGGCGAAGAAGGGCCGCCAAAGUCACUUCCGCAACGAAGUUUUUGUAUCUAGACCGUCACAUUGCCGAACGCAAUCAGAGUUGGGCCCACCGUCUCCCAAUAAACUUCUAUUCCGAAUGGAACCAGCAGUACUACAGGAGAUUUCGUCGACACGCUGGCAUGAUGGUCUUAUGUGGAACAGAAAUUCGGCACCAGCACCCAUUCGAAUAUGCUCGAUUUGUCUGA